Messenger RNA from Solea senegalensis (Senegalese sole), 2948 nucleotides. RefSeq names its product zinc-binding protein A33-like. Gene Ontology annotation, molecular function: zinc ion binding. The record is from RefSeq and is a predicted model, not a curated record. Bases 60 to 1877 code for a protein of 605 amino acids. The transcript has 2 exons. Lineage: Eukaryota; Metazoa; Chordata; Actinopteri; Pleuronectiformes; Soleidae.
CUUAAAAAAAAGAAAACAAUGUCUAAGCAGAGCAGAGAGAAAAAACUAACACAUCAGCCAUGGCCUCGGUUCCUUACUGCCAACAUUUGACUUGCUCCAUCUGCUUGAGCAUCUUCACCGACCCGGUGACAUUGCUGUGUGGCCACUCUUUCUGCAGAAUGUGCAUCACAGACGCCAGGAACACUCAGCGCUUUUGUCCAGAGUGUCGGACGCCCCUUCCUCAGGAAGAGACCCGUCUUCCAACCAGCCAUAUACUGAAAAACCUCGCUGAAAAGGCUAGAAACACAAAGGAGGCGAAGGUGGAGCAUGAAUUUGAGAAUGAAGAGGUGGCCAACUUGUGUCCUGAACAUGAUGAGAAGUUGAAACUGUUCUGUGUCACAGAUCAGCAGUUAGCUUGUGUCAUAUGCCGAGAUGGAGCGACUCACCAACAACACAUAUUUAAACCAGUUGAAGAAGCAGUAGUGUCUCUGAGGAAGGAGCUGGAGGCACUGGUGCAGCGCAUCUCUAAUGAUGUUGGUGCAACUGAAAAUCUGGCCAACAAUCAGAGUGAAGAGAUAACUAAAACCAAAGAGAAGUCAAAGCAGCUGAUGACCCAUAUCUGCAAACAGUUUAAGGAGAUGCAUGAGUUUUUGAGAAAAAGAGAAGAACAGAUCAAGACAGAUCUGAAACACAAAGCGGAAGAUGCUGUCCAGAAAAUGACUAAGACAUUAAAUGCAAUAGAAACAGCUGUAACAGAGAGCCUAGUGCUGGAGGUAAAAGUUGCUUCUGCUUUGGAAAUCACAGACACUUACAAGUUCUUGAAGUGGUGGUGUGAGAAUAACAGUGAGCCUCCAGAACAUUUAUUUAGACCAAGAGCCAAAGACUUCCAACUGGUGAAAACAUAUCUCUCUUUGGGACCUCAUGAAAGUCACCUGCAGUUCUUUGUGUGGAAGGAGAUGCUCCAGGUCAUCCAGCCCCGAGCAGAACUGCUGUCACUCAGAAGAAAUAGCACAGAUAUAACAGUGUCUGAUGAUGGACGGAGUUUGUUUUGUACACCCAAAAGCAUGCCACCUCAUUUAUACCCUUCCUUGGUUCACAAUCCCAUUACAGGACAUGGCCAAACCAAGCACAGUCCAUUAUUUAGCCCUCACACAGGAUUUGGCCAACUCAUGGCCAUUCCUUCUUUGACGUCCGGUGCAAGAUUUGGCCAAACCCAGACAAAUCCUCAGUUUGGCUCUGGUGCAAGAUUUGGCCAAACCCAGACAAAUCCUCAAUUUGACUCUGGUGCAAGAUUUGGCCAAACCCAGACAAAUCCUCAAUUUGGCUCCGGUGCAGGAUUGGUCCAAACCACAAGCAGCCCUUCAUUUUACUCCAAUGCAAGAUUUGGACAAACCAGGACAAACCCCCCAUUUACCUCUGGUAUGGGAUUUGUCCAAACCACAUCAACCCCUUCAUUCAGCCCUGAUGGAGGGUUUGGACAAUUUAUGGCCAAUCCUUCUUUUGGGCCCAGUGCAGGAUUUGGCCAAACCAUAAUUUCAGACAUAUAUAAUGCAUUUAGUGUUGAUGAGUUCUAUUCAGGGCAUCAUUACUGGGAGGUAGAUGUUGGACACAGAGAGUAUUGGGAGCUAGGGAUCAAAAAUACUUUCCUAAAAUACGAUGGCCGGAAAUAUUCCACCUGCAAUUCAAACAUAAUCACGGAGCUACAGUUUGAAGGCAGACCAAGAAAGAUUGGGAUUUAUCUAAAUUGCUCAUCCAAGAAGGUCUCAUUCUAUGAUGCAGACAACAUGACACAUAUUCACACUGUGAUCUCACGAGCCAUGCCCUCGCCAAUGUCAGCGUAUUUUAACAUCAGAUACAGAGCACCAGAUCCUAAUCCCAUGACAGUGUGCUGGUACUGACUUAUGGCCAAAUGCAUGUCCAAUGAAAAAGACACAUUUGGGGCAAAUAACAAAUGCAAACAUGUUUUCUGUGUUUUGGGGGGCGGGCAUUUACUGUUUCCAUCACAACUUAGUUUAUUCAUUCUCUCUAUGAAAACAGACUGCUACUGUAAAUAACACUUGAGAAUGUCCGUAUAACAAAUUACAAUUUGCAACUAAUCUUUUGAUUGCCUUCAAAACUCAUACCAAAUAUAAUAAGAUACACUUAGUGAAAGAAGGUCAACCAACAGAUACAAUUUUUUCUCAAUACCUGAUAUUAGGACUGGGACUCUAACUUUCUUAUAGCUUGUCUGUUUGCUCGUUGAAUUCCAUGAAUUUUGUUUGCAUUCAUAUCACGUUAUGGCGCGUUAAGCAAUUACAUCAUGUUACCAUUAUGCUAUUACAUGUUACACAUUUACAUUAUGCCACACAUUACGUUGUUUUGUGUGUGUUUGAAUUUAAAUGGUCAUCAUACUGGUUCAAAAGAGACAACAUAAUGGUUUCUGUAGAUAUGAAAUUGUUAAUGCUGCAUACUGUUUGGGUUUUAUAAGGCAUUAUUUGAACCUGUGAAUUUCUUUUAUAUUUGUGUUUUGUUUUAGAUUUGUGGAUGACGAUUGACAGGUAAAGGGGAACUGACAGACAAUCAGGUUAGUUUGACCAAUAAUGAAUUUAAAAUAUGCUGAUGACACAGUUAUCUCACAAGGAAAGUUGUGGCUCAUUGACUUGCUUGCAUUGUUUUUCUCUUUUUUUUUAGAAGUCAACAAAACAAUUAAACUCUGUUUAAUAGUACAGAUUCUAAAGAAAGUUGUUUACAGUAGCCCCUCUGUUUUUUGUUUUUUUUAGUAGCCAUGGUAUACAGUGUUGUACAUGGUGUACAGUGCAGAAUGCCAGUUCAAAUUAAUUUCAACAUUGUUUUCUGAAUUUGACUGAUGUGUAAAUUUGUCUGUGUGACUUUGUGUGUAGAAUCCCUGAAUUUGUGAUUUAGCAGGUUUAACACUGUCCAUAAAAAUGGUAUAUUCCAAAAUGAAUAAACUGCUGUUUUACUAUGUAUCA